CAGUCCCAGCGAAGGCAAGGCUCAAGCCACGCCGAAAGCGUUUAGUUACUUUAGGAUAGGUUGCAAGUGGAUCUUGAAAUCCCGUGAUGCCCACGCCGAUCAUAAGCCUGGAUUUCUUCGCCUUGAUUGUCCCUGCUGACCCUAGCAGAAGCCGAGUCAAGAAAGCGGCCCCACACCGCUCCGGGAGUUGAUAUGCAAAAUAGUUACGUCAGAUGGUGGGGGCGGGGCACUCCCGGGUUGAGUGGCAGUAGCUCUUGCCCAGGGAGGAGGUGCGAGAAUCAGCCUGGUUCAGUGACUGAGACAAACUGGAGGUGAGAGGAGCUGGUCCUGCGCACUGAGCUGUCGGUGCUGAACCUGGGACGUGAGCGGACCGGGUGCUCCAGCUCCUCGAGGCACCGCCCUCUUGCACCCUCUGUGCCCCGCGGUACCCGCUUCAACAGCAGGACCCUUUCAACUUGACAAAGGAGUGUGGUAUCGGACGUGGGAGAGUCCUCUCUUUGCCACCUGGGCGCCCAUUCAGGCGUGACUUUGGAAAUUUCUAUAGUUUUAGACCAAACUAUUUUGAUAUUCUCCCAUCCAAGACGUUCUUUUCAGUUUUGUUUUUAUUUUUAUUUUUAAUUUUUUUGUGUGAUUUAUAUAUACAUACCCUUUAAGAAUCAUUUUGGGGGACUUUUUGACUGUUAAAAUAAGGUGAAAAGCAAUAAGGAUGUUUAAGUGCUGGUCUGCUGUUUUAGUUCUCGGAUUCGUUUUUCUGGAAUCAGAAGGAAGGCCUACAAAAGAAGGAGGAUAUGGACUUAAAUCCUAUCAACCUCUGCUAAGAUUGCGGCACAAGCCAGAAAAAAGUCAAGACAGUUCAAGAAUCAAAGGAUUCCUGAUCCAGGAUGGUCCUUUUGGAUCUUGCGAAAAUAAAUACUGUGGUUUGGGAAGACACUGUGUUCUCAACAGAGAGAUGGGACAAGCAGAAUGUGCCUGCAUGGAGCUCUGCAAACGGCACUACAAGCCUGUGUGUGGAUCUGAUGGAGAAUUUUAUGAAAACCAUUGUGAAGUACACAGAGCUGCUUGCCUGAAAAAACAGAAGAUUACCAUUGUUCACAAUGAAGACUGUUUCUUCAAAGGAGAUAACUGCAAGACCACUGAAUACAACGAGAUGAAAACCAUGCUUUUAGAUUUACAAAAUCAGAAAUAUAUUCCCCAAGAAAACGAAAGCCCUAAUGAUAAUGACAUAUCUCGGAAGAAGCUUUUGGUGGAUCAAAUGUUUAAAUAUUUUGAUGCUGACAGCAGUGGACUUAUAGAUAUUAAUGAACUCACUCAGAUGAUAAAACAGGAAGAACUUGGCAAAGAUCUAUCUGAAUGUACUUUGUAUGAUCUCCUGAAAUAUGAUGAUUUUAAUUCUGACAAGCACCUGGCUCUUGAAGAAUUUUAUAAAGCAUUCCAGGUUAUCCAGCUGAGUCUGCCUGAAGAUCAGAAGCUAAGCACUAUGGCAGCCACUGUGGGACAAAGUGCUGUUCUGAGCUGUGCCAUUCAGGGAGCCCUGAGACCCCCCAUCAUCUGGAAAAGGAACAAUAUUAUUCUAAACAAUUUAGAUUUGGAAGACAUCAAUGACUUUGGAGAUGACGGGUCCUUGUACAUCACUAAGGUUACCACAACUCACAUGGGCAAUUACACCUGCUAUGCAGCUGGCUAUGAACAAGUCUAUCAGACUCACAUAUUCCAAGUGAAUGUUCCUCCAGUCAUCCGGGUCUAUCCAGAGAGUCAAGCUAGGGAACCUGGAGUAACUGCUAGCCUUAGGUGCCAUGCAGAGGGUAUACCAAACCCGCAGCUUGGCUGGCUGAAGAAUGGAAUCGAUAUUACCCCAAAGCUGUCCAAACAACUCACUCUUCAAGCAAAUGGCAGUGAGGUUCACAUAAGCAAUGUGCGCUAUGAAGAUACAGGAGCAUAUACUUGUAUUGCAAAAAAUGAAGCAGGAGUGGAUGAAGACAUCUCUUCUCUUUUUGUGGAAGAUUCUGCCAGAAAGACCCUAGCUAACAUAUUAUGGAGAGAAGAAGGUUUGGGAAUUGGAAACAUGUUCUAUGUUUUUUAUGAAGAUGGAAUCAAAGUGAUACAGCCCAUAGAAUGUGAAUUUCAGAGGCACAUUAAGCCUAGUGAAAAGCUCCUUGGAUUUCAGGAUGAAGUCUGUCCUAAAGCUGAAGGAGAUGAAAUUCAGAAAUGUGUGUGGGCCUCAGCUGUAAAUGUCAAAGACAAGUUCAUUUAUGUAGCACAGCCGACUUUGGACAGAGUCCUUAUUGUUGAUGUACAGUCCCAAAAAGUUGUUCAGGCAGUGAGCACAGACCCAGUCCCAGUUAAAUUGCACUAUGACAAAUCACAUGACCAGGUUUGGGUGCUAAGCUGGGGUACCAUGGAAAAGACUUCACCAACUCUGCAGGUAAUCACCCUGGCCAGUAGCAAUGCGCCUCACCACACAAUCCACACACAGCCAGUGGGAAAGCAAUUUGACAGAGUGGAUGAUUUUUUCAUUCCCACCACAACGCUCAUCAUCAACCAUAUAAGGUUUGGAUUUAUACUUCAUAAAGAUGAAGCUGCACUACAAAAAAUUGACCUUGAAACCAUGUCUUACAUCAAGACAAUUAACUUGAGGGAGUACAAGUGCAUUCCUCAAUCACUGGCUUAUACACACCUGGGAGGAUACUACUUUAUUGGCUGCAAACCUGACAGCACUGGAGCAAUCCCACCACAGCUCAUAGUGGACGGUGUCACCGACUCAGUCAUUGGAUUCAACGGUGAUGUAACAGGCACGCCGUAUGUCUCCCCUGACGGGCACUAUCUUGUCAGCAUUAAUGAUGUGAAAGGUCUUGUGUGGGUGCAGUACAUUUCCAUCAGAGGAGAAAUACAGGAGGCUUUUGAUAUUCACACAAAUUUGCACAUAUCUGAUGUGGCAUUUCAACCAUCCUUUACGGAAGCUCACCAAUACAAUAUCUAUGGUAGUUCAAGUAUGCAAACUGAUGUACUAUUUGUGGAGCUCUCCUCUGGGAAUGUUAAGAUGUUAAAGAGCCUUAAGGAACCACUCAAGGCAGAAGAAUGGCCUUGGAACCAGAAGAACAGGCAAAUCCAGGACAGCGGCUUGUUUGGUCAAUAUCUGAUGACACCUUCCAAAAACUCGCUCUUUAUACUAGAUGGACGACUCAAUAAGUUAAAUUGUGAGAUCACUGAAGUCGAGAAAGGAAAUACAGUCAUUUGGGUUGGAGAUGCCUAGAAGCCCUAUUAGAUAAUUAUUGAAUUAAAAGUUUUACAGUCCAUUGCACUUAAUCUAUUAUUUGAAUUUACAGCUUAACUUUUAAAGUUUAUAUCCUAGUCAAACAUAAGUUAUUUAGUUGGCCCAAAUAAGUUAGAAUGAUUGUUGUUUGGCACAGACAUGCACAUUUAGUAAUAUGGAUUGAUUAAAAAUAUUAAACACAAUAUUUAACAAGAAACUGCACUGAUCACAACAAUCAAAUCUUUAGUUAUGUUUUAAACCAAUAAAAUAGGAUUUUAAAUAUUUAAAAUAAAUAACUGCAGGGAAUUUCAGAUGACUUAAGCACCAUUUCGAGGGUAGGUUAGUAAUUUUUUUCUCCAUCCUUUUGGUAUGCUUAAAUUAGAAAUAAAAGGUGUUGUGGAACCUUAAAAUGCUUAACUCUAAAUAGUUGGUCCUAUCCACUGUUUAUAAUCUUUUGUGCCUUGAAGGUAAUGUCACAUGAGGAAAUAGAGGACUAGAAGCUGCAUACCCAAUACCCUCUAACUAUAAAUUGCUUGUCAUUAAAAGAGAAAAUUUUGA
This is a messenger RNA of Choloepus didactylus (southern two-toed sloth), 3808 nucleotides long. RefSeq names its product follistatin like 5 (gene FSTL5). Gene Ontology annotation, biological process: multicellular organism development; cell differentiation; regulation of BMP signaling pathway. The record is from RefSeq and is a predicted model, not a curated record. Gene Ontology annotation, molecular function: calcium ion binding; protein binding. Bases 707 to 3250 code for a protein of 847 amino acids. NCBI's taxonomy places the organism in Eukaryota, Metazoa, Chordata, Mammalia, Pilosa, Megalonychidae. The transcript is spliced from 16 exons.